Entrophospora sp. SA101 is the source of this 615-nucleotide messenger RNA. The record is from the annotation of a GenBank genome assembly. Lineage: Eukaryota; Fungi; Glomeromycota; Glomeromycetes; Entrophosporales; Entrophosporaceae.
AUGUCAUUAGAUGAACGGGAUUCAUCAAAUGAAUAUAAAACAAAACCGUUACUAGAAAAAAAUGAUGUCGACGACUAUGGAAUUUUGGAUGGAAAACAUACACCACAAAACAUUGCAUUAUAUAGUUAUUUAUUUGGAGUUGUAACUGGCGGAUCUAUUGCAAUUGCAUAUUACUCUGAAACUAUUCCUCAACUUGGUGUCUUCUUUGCUACAUUAUCUAUUUUUCAUAUAUUAGAAUAUAUCAUAACAGCAAUGCCAUAUCAUAUCGCACAUACAGCAGGAGUUUUAGAGUAUUCCAUAGAAUUAUUUUUUUUCCCUAAUUUAAAAACAAUAAGGUUGUUUCAUUAUACAGGUUUUGCAUUAAUACUGAUCGGACAAACCGCAAGAACUUUAGCGAUGUGUCAUGCUAAAUCCAAUUUCACUCAUAGUAUUCAAUAUGUAAAAAGACAAGAACAUACACUUGUCACCACAAGGAUAUACCGGCAUAUGAGAUAUCCAGACGAUAUAUAUUUUGAACAUCCACAAAAUGUAUCUGUUAUGACUUAUCGAGGCCAUAGUGUACUAAGGACAUUGAUUCGUUGUCAUUUCUCACCUGCUAGCACUGGUCACAGGUAA